Molecule: messenger RNA, 3223 nt
Organism: Zootoca vivipara (common lizard)
Lineage: Eukaryota; Metazoa; Chordata; Lepidosauria; Squamata; Lacertidae
Gene: FEZ2
Product: fasciculation and elongation protein zeta 2
Cellular component (GO): cytoplasm; axon
Source: RefSeq, a predicted model, not a curated record
GAGCACGCGCAGGCCGGGCCCGGCCGGCCUCUCUCCUCUCAGUCGCUGCGUCGUCGGCUAUGGCGGCGGCGGCGGCCUCGCAACGGGACCCUGCCGGGGACUGGCAGGACUUCUCGGGCUUCCAGCCCCCGGCUGAGGAGAGCGGCUGCCCGGAGGCCCCGGCGGCGUGUCGGGAAGGCGGCUCUUGGGGCGGCGGCGGAGGAGGAGGAGGCAACGACCUGGCGGCCCAGCUGCCGCUCUGCUUCCAGGCGCCGCCGCCGCCGAGCUGCGCCGAAGGGGAAGCGCGGGUCCCGCCGCGGCCUCUCAGCGACCAGAGCGCGCUGCACGAAGACGAAAUUUGGAAUGCUCUGACAGAUAAUUACGGUAAUGUAAUGCCAGUUGACUGGAAGUCUUCACACACUAGAGCACUGCAUUUGCCAACACUGAAUCUUUCUGAAAAGGGAGUUAAUGACAACAUGAACCUUGACUUAUCAGAUGAUGAAGAGCUGAGAGAGCAACUAGACAUGCAUUCUAUUAUAGUUUCCUGCAUCAAUGAAGAACCGCUCUUCACAGCUGAGCAGGUGAUUGAAGAAAUAGAGGAAAUGAUGCAGGAAUCUCCAGAUCCAGAUGAUGAAGAAACACCAACCCAGUCAGACCGCUUGUCCUUACUGUCCCAGGAAAUUCAAACGCUUAAGAGAUCUAGUACAAACCACAAUUAUGAAGAACGUGUGAAAAAUCUAUCUGUGACAGAAUUAAAUGAUCUGUUAGAAGAGAUUGAGACCGCUAUCAAGGACUACUCUGAGGAGCUAGUACAGCAGUUGGCACUACGAGAUGAGCUGGAAUUUGAGAAGGAAGUAAAGAACAGCUUCAUCUCUGUCCUUAUUGAAGUACAAAACAAACAAAGAGAACAGAAGGAAAUGGCAAAGAAGAAAAAGAAACUGAAAAAUGGCAGUCCUCAGAAUGGCAAACAAGAGAGGGGUCAUAUGCCUGGAACAUACCUGACAACAGUUAUUCCUUACGAGAAGAAAAGUGGACCUCCAUCAGUUGAAGAUCUCCAGACAUUAACAAAAAUUCUUCAUGCCAUGAAAGAAGACAGUGAGAAAGUGCCAAGCUUAUUAACAGACUACAUUUUGAAGGUUUUGUGCCCUACAUGAAGAGAGCUGUGUUUGGUGAAAGGCAGCCAGGCUAAUUCCUGUGACAAAGGUUGUUCAAAGCCUUUCAGUUUGGCCCUGUGUUCUCAUGUAUUUACUAUUUUCAUUGCCUGCUUGGACUCUUGAAUCCUGGAGUGAGUCCUCCAGAGUAUGUAGAAUUCAUCCAUAUUUUUUUUCCACUCAAGUGUGAUGUAUUUGAGCAGAGAACAAAUGCUGUACAGUUUUAUCCACAUGCAUUGUUUUGGCUUUUUAAACAGUAUUUUUUACAAACACACACGGCAUGUAAUUAUCCUCCACAACAAUCUGAGUCUGUGGAAGAACAAGAAACUUUAGUGUAAAUAAAAACCUAUUACAUUAAAUGGAACUUUAAUAAUAUCUGCAAUAGGUUAUUGCAUUAAAUGUGUAAAAUGGCUCAAAAGCUGAACCUGCACUGCAAAAUUCGACUGAAGUUCUUAAUUGGAGACUCUAGAAUAGUGAUAUGGGAACUAGCACUGAACUUUUUUUUUUUAAUGUAAGAGUUAAAAAGAAGUAUUGUUGUGUGUAGUGUUACUGUUUACCGAUUCUCAUCCAUUUUUCAGCACUCUGCAGAAGUCAAAAGAGGUAGGGUAUCAUUUUUCCAUUACUGGUUGGCUCGCUUAAUGAGAUUACAAUUCAUCAGGAAGUUACUCUCCGCAAGCCCCAUGGAAAUGAAUGGGAUGUGUGAAAGACCACAGUCAGCCUUGCAUGGGAAAUCUUCCUGAUUGAUUGGUUUCAAAUUAUUGUCUCAUUAAUAUUGUGCUCAGUAUUUUAAUUAUUUAAAUUAAUGUAGUUGAAUAUGGAUAUCUUGCUGCUAUUGUGCUUUUUAGUCCACAUGUUAAAUGUUUGGUCAUAGUAUAACAUUUUAUAUGCUGCAGUAUAUUAAUGAACAUUUUUAAAAAGACGCUGUUGUCCUGUUGUUAUUUGGAUUUAUUUAUGUAUCGCAGCACAAUGUCUGCCCACUGCACUUCUUUUGCUUACGGUGCAUAACAUACUAGCUCCUCUCAAAGGUGGGACUUUGGCAAUAGCAACAGAAUAGAAAUCUCACCAAGUUUUCAAGUGUCUCAGCAGCUACAAAGGAUCCUUAAAACUGCAGACAGGAAAGAGCAAUAGCUUAAGAGAUGAGCGUGCUAAAAAAACUGGCUGUAAAAAAGCAUUCACUUCAGGAUUGUUUAUCCUGUGCAACUUGCUGCAGCCUUCUGUUUCCUGAAAUAUCAAGAAUGUGACCCAAUACACAAGUUAUCUGAUGGUGUAUCUAAUACUAAAACAGGUAGUUACCCUGUUCCUAGGAACACCUAUGCAGGUUCAAUCUUUCAUCCUUUAUCAAACGUAGCCACAUCACAGCAGCUCCAAUGUAUACUCUGGGUAGAGGUAAAGAAAGAAAUAUAGUCUGAGGGUUGGCAGAAGGAAAUUCUUUUUAUCAAGGGUAUCCUAUCUUUAUGGACUUCUGCUAAUCUCAGAUUCAUUUUGCAGCUGAGAAGAUUUCACGUUAUCUCUCUCUCUGAACAGGAAGUUAUGACUUUUCCUCUGGGAUGCUAAUCUCUCCACAGCGAUAUAUAUCUUUGCCACCUCCAGAUCAAAUUCCUCCAUGCACAGGAUAUUUCAUGACAGCUGGAAAUAGCAGCUAGUUGAGAGGGUAGCAGCUUGCGUGCUUAGCAACAGUGUUUGUGAUGGAUUUUAACCUGCAGUUUCCAAGUUCUACUGACUUUCAGUUUAUAUAUAGAUGUGGUACACCUGGGCACAAACCAUCCGGUAAGUUUCCAUAUACCCUCCAGAAGUAAUGAAAAUUAAUUCAGGGUGUGUAUGUCCCAUACUCCUCAGUGUGGCGCCAUUGUGUACAGUGAUUUUGGUACAGAAAAUAAUAAUAAUAAUACUGAAGCCCUGUCCAUUGCAUAUUAAGCAUAUCUAUCUAAAUUUAUUUAUGACAUGUUACAGAGGCCAAUGGCUGCUUGCCAGCAAAGCUGGUUUGAAAGAGACUAACUCUGAUUACUGGAUGUAGAAUGUUGCAUUCUUUUUCAAAAAGUCAAAUCACUAGGCCAAGGACCAGAAAACAAUAUUGACACAGUAUUAACAGAUGG